AUUCAAGAAAAUUUUUAAAGCGGUUGUGUCAUUAUUAUCUGUCUCACGUUUGAAACGUGACGUUUCUAAUGUUACUGCUGUCGCUGUUGCAGUGUGUUGUCGUUAAACUCGUGUUCUAUGUUGUUAAAAAUAUGCAAAAUGUAAAUGAUGUGCUGAGUGCGAGUUGUGUGUGCGUUAUAUUUCAAGCAUAUUUUCAUUUUUCCGCCGUGCACAUCGUGUGCUACUCAUGUGUUUCCAUUAUUUCCUUGUUGUGAAUUUUCUUUCUCAAACUCGCUCUCGUGUGCUAUGUUCUACAAUUUCUCCGAACAAUUAAAGUAUCGCUUUUGUGUCGCAGAUUCAUAAACAAUGUGCCGUGGACAUGACGAGUGGCUUUAGCUGAUGGAAAUCGCUUCAGAGUUUUAUGCAUAAAUGCAUGCUACUUGAAACAGUAAUUUGCCUCACAUGUUGUUAAACAAUUAAAACAACAGCAACAGCAACAGAAGAGGAAGGAAAAAAAAACAUUGUGUUGUAUGUGUUGACAGUGGCAACGGCAUCGGGUGAAGAACAACUAUUAUGUAUAAAUAUAUAAAUACGCGCAAUUGCCGUAAGCGGAAAACCCCAUUGUCUGCAUCUGAUUACUUGGGUGUUGUGCCAGAAAUGGGGCCUGAAGUCCAGAGAGUGGAAAAUAUUCGAUUGUGCUUGUGCGAAAAUAUACACAUAAAGAAAAUUUAAAUUGAACUCCGAGAGAAAGAACGAACGAAGAGGAAGAAGAAGAAGAAGAAGAAGAAGAAGAAGAAGAGAAAAAAAAACACGAAACGUAAAGCUUGAAGUUUCAUUUGUGAAAUAUAUAUGUAUAUCAACUAUUUGUUCAUGAUAAAGCACAACAUUUUUGACCAUUUAAAUCGAUGUGAAAUGGGCAACGAUUCGAUUUGUGUGUGAAUACGUCAUCCAAGAAGAAACAGUUUAUUUAAUUGAAAAACGAAAAGUUCUUGUUUUUUUUUUUCUGCUGUCCCGUGUCUGUCAUUCGGUCGCGUUUAUCGAGAGAAAAAAGAGACAAUUUCCGAGAUUAAGAAGCACAGAAUGCCAGAUUCGUUGAAAUUACGAGCAACAAUAAGAUAGAAGAAAAAUAGUGCACGAAAUACGUUGCCAAAACAGAAGCGAGCAGCAUAAACGACAAAUACAAAACAAAAACGAAGACAAACUUAUGAAACUUGUGCAAGUUUUUUUUUGCGCUCUCAAAUCAAUUGUAUCAGUUAAAUGUUCAAUAUACAGUGAAACGAAAAGUAAAUUUUUUUUAGAGACAUCGUCCGUUCAGUGUUUGUUUGUUCUUUCGUGCAAAUUGAUACACACGUAAAUUAGUUUUCCGACUGAAUGUUUUUUCCUACGAAACCAAGUAAAAUUGAUGAAUUUUAGUGGAACAUCUGUCAAAAACGGAACCAUACCAUAGAGACAAGAAAAGACAUUUUUUUUUUAAAUCCUAUCCAUUGCUCAUCAUCAACAAAAAUCGUUGUAGCUGUCGUGUCGACAGUUUGGUAGUUUUGUCAUCGAAGAAAGAGAAAGAGAGAAAGAAAGAGUGGGCGAAAAAGAAACCAACGAGAAGAAGAAGACAAAAAAGAAUAUCGCCCAGCAAUCAGCACUUCAUCCACAUCGCAAAGACUGCAAUUAGUUUGCUAUUUGUAUUUCAAUUAUUGCAUUAUAAAAUUCGGUCGAACAGAUAUAUAGAUUGAUUUUGUUUUUUUGGUUCGCUUUUGCUAAUUAGAUCAGUGCGUGUGUGAAUAUACUCCAUACUCCAUUUGCUAUAUAUAUAUACAUAUAUGAUUACGCGUUUUAUCAAUUUUGUUGUUUAUGUUUUUAUCCAUUACAUGAACAUGUGUAGUUCGUUUUGAGAUAGAGAUCUUUCUCUCGUCAAAAAAAGAAGAAGAAACAAAACAAGUUAUUGUGCAAAGUAUUUUAUAUUAAAAAAAGAAGGCAAAAAAUACUAAAUAUCAUACGAAUCAAAGAGAAAGAUUGUUUAUCGAUCAGUUCAUCAAGUUUAAAUAAAUUAUUAGCUUAAGUUUAAAAAAUUAUUUAAACAAAAUAAAGCAACCAUAAACAACCAAUAAAUCAGUUAUCAAAACUAUAUAAAAAUUCACUAAUCCAAAAUCGAAUAAUCAAAACACGAAACAAUCAAAACGCAAUUCCUCCAUUCAACCACAACUACACAAUGUCGUCGAUAUCAGCCCAGGGUGUUGUUGAACGUGCUUCGGUCGAACUUGCAAAACGCAUUAACGGCCUGCGCUCGAAACAUCAUCACGGCCACGGUAAAACCAGCGUUAUGGAACGCGUUACGAAUGCAUUGUGCGGUGGAAGUAGUCAUAAUAAUGCAUCGAUUGGUGCACCCGAAAAACCUGAAAAACCGUCCAGAAUCGCAUCGGCAAAGCAAAUUGGUCAAAAAUUGAUCACAUCGUCCGGUAGUAAUAGUCAACAAGGAACGCCACAAUCCAUUCGAAAGCUACAAACGUCAACCAAUGCUCAAAAUGUGAAUGCCAUGAAUAUGGGAGGCAGUGGAAACGAUUGUGUCACACAAAAGAAGCUCAAUGCCGAUUUAAAUAGUUGGAAUUGGAUUGCCAAAUCAAAUAUUAGCACGAUGGAGCAAUUGCUGCAGGACGAACGAUUUCUCAAUAAAUUUUUUCAGUAUUUUACACCGUACGAAAGGCGUACAUUGGCCCAGGUGUGUGCACGUUGGCGUGACACCUUGUAUCGUAGUCCGAAAUUUUGGUCGGGCAUAUUGCCGACACUGCAGUGUCGCGAACUUCGUAUGAUGUCAAAUCAAGACCGGGUAAAAUUGUACAAUUCACUGGUGCGACGAGGUUUCCAUGCAAUAUGCCUGCUCGGUGCGACCGAUGAGGAUGCCAUCGAUAUUGUACACUCAUUUCCAUUAGCCUCAAAGCACAUCCAUUCGCUGAGUUUGCGAUGUGCAUCCGUCAGUGAUCGUGGACUAGAAGCGUUGCUUGACCAUCUGCAAUCAUUGUUUGAGCUCGAAUUAGCUGGAUGUAAUGAAGUAACUGAAGCCGGUCUAUGGUCGUGUUUAACACCUAGAAUAGUUUCAUUGUCAUUGGCGGACUGUAUAAAUAUUGCUGAUGAAGCUGUUGGUGCCGUUGCACAACUUUUGCCUUCUUUAUACGAAUUUUCUUUACAAGCUUAUCACGUCACUGAUGCCGCAUUAGGUUACUUUUCCCCAAAACAAAGUCACAAUUUAAGUAUAUUGCGCUUACAAUCUUGCUGGGAGCUAACAAAUCACGGCAUUGUAAAUAUAGUUCAUUCGCUACCCCAUUUAACCGUCCUGUCAUUGUCCGGAUGCAGUAAAGUCACGGACGAUGGCAUCGAAUUGAUUGCUGAAAAUCUACAAAAAUUGCGUGCAUUAGACUUGUCAUGGUGUCCGCGGAUCACCGAUGCAUCGCUCGAAUAUAUCGCCUGCGAUCUCAAUCAGCUGGAGGAACUAACGCUUGAUCGGUGUGUGCAUAUAACGGAUAUUGGCGUCGGUUAUAUAUCAACAAUGUUAUCGUUGACGGCAUUAUUUUUGCGCUGGUGUUCACAAGUUCGUGACUUUGGAUUACAACAUCUUUGUUCGAUGCGGAAUCUGCAAGUACUUUCCUUAGCAGGCUGUCCCCUAUUGACAUCAAGUGGUUUAUCCAGCAUAAUUCAACUACGUCAUCUGCAAGAGUUGGAGCUUACCAAUUGUCCGGGCGCAUCGCAGGAACUAUUUGAGUAUCUUCGUGAACAUUUACCACGUUGUUUGAUUAUCGAAUAAAAUCCACAACUGAGAAAUGGGAAAAAAAAACAACAACAACGACGACGGGAUGAAUACGAUAUUCUGUUAUAUAAUGUAAUUGUUGUCCAAUGCAAACAUUUCAGUUGGUAUGAUGCAUCAGUCAUGGAGUGAGAUGAACUAACGCGACAUUUCAACUCUAUUUGAAAAAAAAGAAGAAGCAAAAGUAAAAUCACGUUCUAGCUUUAGAAAUCAUGAAACAGAAACAA
Sitodiplosis mosellana (orange wheat blossom midge) is the source of this 3996-nucleotide messenger RNA. RefSeq names its product F-box/LRR-repeat protein 16. The coding region runs from base 2183 to 3769 and encodes 528 amino acids. Gene Ontology annotation, molecular function: protein binding. Lineage: Eukaryota; Metazoa; Arthropoda; Insecta; Diptera; Cecidomyiidae. The record is from RefSeq and is a predicted model, not a curated record. The transcript has 8 exons.